Molecule: messenger RNA, 1464 nt
Organism: Cyclopterus lumpus (lumpfish)
Lineage: Eukaryota; Metazoa; Chordata; Actinopteri; Perciformes; Cyclopteridae
Product: keratin, type I cytoskeletal 13-like
Exons: 7
Coding region: 74-1252 (392 amino acids)
Molecular function (GO): structural molecule activity
Source: RefSeq, a predicted model, not a curated record
GGGAGAGAGGGCGAGCUGAGCAUCUUAGUCCAUCUCAUUCUCUCCAAGGCAGAUCUCCCGAGCAGUCUUCACCAUGUCCAGCGCUUAUUCCAUGUCUCGAUCUGUCAGAUCCUCUGGUGGAGGCUAUUUUGGAGGCCAUGCACCACGGUCUUCUUAUGCUUCGAGCAUGCAUGGUGGUGCAGGUGGAUCAAAAAUCUCUGUAUCGUCUGGUAAUUUUGUGUCCUCUAGUUUUGGCAGUGGAGGUGGUUAUGGCAUGGGAGGGGGAGCGAGUGGAGGCUUCAGCGGAGGUGGUGGCAUGGACAUCCAUGUUGGGACCAAUGGGAAGGCCACCAUGCAGAACCUGAACGACCGCCUGUCCUCCUACCUGGACAAGGUGCGCAGCCUUGAGACGGCCAACGGUGAGCUGGAGUUCAAAAUCCGCCAGUUCUUGGAGAGUAAGAGCUCCCCCACUUCUCGUGACUACUCUGCCUUCGAGGCCAUCAUUGCUGACCUGCACAGAAAGAUCCAGGAAGCCACCCGUACCAAUGGAAGCAUCUAUCUCUCCAUUGACAAUGCAAAACUGGCAGCAGACGACUUCAGAACCAAGUAUGAGAAUGAGCUAGCCAUGCGUCAAUCAGUAGAGGCAGAUAUCGCCGGUCUCAAGAGACUGUUGGAUGAGCUGACACUGGCCAGAUCAGACCUGGAGAUGCAGAUAGAAGGCCUCAGGGAGGAGCUGAUCUUCCUCAAAAAAAACCACGAGGAGGAAUUGGCAGCCAUGCGAAGCCAGAUGAGUGGACAGAUCAAUGUGGAGGUGGACGCAAAACGACAGCCAGACCUGAGCGGCAUUAUUGCUGACAUGCGUGGGCAAUAUGAGGCUGUGACCGCUAAGAACCAAAAAGAGCUGGAGCUCUGGUUCCAAACACAGUCAGAGACGCUGACAAAGGAGGUGGCCGCCCACACCGAAAGUCUCAACACAUUCAAGUCAGAAAUCUCUGAGCUCCGUCGCUCGCUGCAGGGCCUGGAGAUCGAGCUACAGUCUCAACUCAGCAUGAAAGCGGCUCUGGAAGGCACUUUAGCUGAGACAGAGGCACGGUAUUCCAUGCAGCUCCAGGGCCACCAGAUGCAGGUGACGAGUCUGGAGGAUCAGCUGACGCAGCUGCGUGGUGACAUGGAACGACAGAGCCAAGAAUACAAAAUGCUGUUUGACAUCAAGACACGGCUGGAAAUGGAGAUUACAGAAUACAGGAGGCUGCUGGACGGAGAGAGUAGGUAAUGGGUCUGUACCAGCACUUCAAGGUCAACCUCCAGCAGGGUGGUAAUCACGGAGACAGUGAAUGGCAAGGUGGUGUCCACCACUAGCAGUUCCACCUAAGCUGUCUCCUGUCACCUGACGACCACAAGCAACAUUUCAAUUAUUACUCAAGUACUUCCUUCCUUCACAUACACAUGUGAAUGCAAUAAAAAGCCGUUGUUUGCUGACUAUAA